Nicotiana tabacum (common tobacco) is the source of this 2019-nucleotide messenger RNA. Its product is annotated as glycosyltransferase BC10-like. Gene Ontology annotation, cellular component: membrane. Lineage: Eukaryota; Viridiplantae; Streptophyta; Magnoliopsida; Solanales; Solanaceae. The record is from RefSeq and is a predicted model, not a curated record. Gene Ontology annotation, molecular function: glycosyltransferase activity.
AAUUCCUUGUUCAGUUUGGGACAAAUGGCGGACAAAAGAACAAAGUUGUCAAAGCCAUUACCAAUUACCAUGAGAGAAACGACCAAAAUUGGAGAGGCGCAAUAUUCGAAGUGAAAAACAGCAUUAAACUCAGUGGCAAUUAAAACACUCCAUUAAUCUUCUCUCAUUAUAUAUAUCGUCAUCGUCAAAUCACUGUGUCGAAUUCUUCAUCUUUUUUUGCCGCCUUUGCCCCUUCCCUUCGAUCAUUCCAUUUUUUCUAUUUCUGUCGAUUCCGCUUUCCAAUUUUUAACUCUGCUUUCCUAAAUUAGCCUGUUUCACUUUUUCCCAUUUUCUUGAUUUAUAGAUCACAAUCCAAAAGCAUCAAGAUUUCUUGUUUUGCUUCUUUUUCUUGUAAUACAGUAGCAAAAUUUCAUCUGGGGUUUUCUUCAAUUUCAAAUUCAAAAGCUGAAUUCACAAUUCUGGGAACUGGGUUUCGAAUCUUGCUUGUAAAAGGUUGAAUCUGUAGAUGAUUCUAGAAUCUUGAGAGUCAAAAAGUUAGAUUUUUUUUUGGAGGAAGGAAAGGUGAAGAUGAGGAAUAAAGGGGAAAAGAAUGACCUGGAGAGUAGGUUGCCGGUUUCAGUAACAAGAGAUUCAACAGUUAGUCUUUUAAAGGUACUAACAACUUUGAUUGUAUUUGUAGUUGGAGUAGUUAUUGGAUUGACCUCAAGUUCACAUAUUGAUAGGUACUUUACUUUUCAAGCUGAACAAAUUAUUGCAAAUAAUGCAUUGGCUGAUACAGUGAGCAGAGCUAAUAAUAAUAACAAUAAUGGAAAGUGUAGUGUUUGUGAGAAGGAGGAUUGUUUAAGUAUGGAAAGUUUUGUUAGGCCAAAGAUUUUGAUUCAUGGAAUGUCUGAUGAUGAACUGUUUUGGAGGGCUUCAUUAGAGCCUUAUAAAGAGGAGUUUCCAUUUAAGAGAGUGCCUAAAGUAGCUUUUAUGUUCUUGACUAGAGGGCAAUUACCGUUAAUACCGUUGUGGGAAAGGUUCUUUGAAGGACAGGAUGUGAAUAAGUACUCUAUAUAUGUGCAUGCUUUACCAGGAUAUGUGCUGAGUAUUUCAAAUACCUCAGUUUUCUACAAGCGGCAAAUCCCAAGUCAGCAUGUUGAAUGGGGAUCAGUAACACUGGUUGAUGCUGAAAGGCGGCUUUUGGCCAAUGCCCUGCUCGACUUCUCAAAUGAGCGGUUUGUGCUCCUUUCUGAGAGCUGUAUUCCAGUUUACAAUUUCCCAACUGUCUACAAGUAUCUUAUUGGAUCCAUUCAUAGUUUUGUUGAAUCAUAUGAUGAUCCUUCUCGCUAUGGGCGGGGCCGCUAUAACCGCCGCAUGAAACCUGAUAUCAAACUUUCUGAUUGGCGAAAAGGGUCUCAAUGGUUUGAGAUGAACCGAACUUUAGCCGUUAGGGUAGUUUCAGAUACCAAAUACUACGAUAUGUUCAGAAGACUUUGCACACCUGCUUGCUACCCCGAUGAGCACUAUAUUCCUACUUUUAUUCGAUUGUUCUAUGGACCUUUAAAUGCCAACCGGACAGUGACGUAUGUUGACUGGUCCGUAGGGGGUCCUCACCCUGCAACAUUCGGCGCGGUUAAUAUUACUGAAGGUUUCUUACAGUCGAUAAGGAACAAUGGAACAGCAUGUUCAUACAACUCAGAGAAGUCACAUAUCUGUUACCUCUUUGCUAGAAAGUUUGAACCAAGUGCUCUAGAACCUUUACUGAACCUCAGUUCUAGCGUGUUGGAAUUUUGAAGAGAAAUUUUGGGAGAUAAGGGUAUCUUUUUUCACCCUUUCUUGUGAUUGAUUUUGAUGUUAGAUCUUUUGCACACCAGUUCAAGUCUGCAUUAUGAGUUAUUUGACGCUUGUAGUAACAUGAUACAGAAUUUCUUGGAGAGGAUUUAGGUUCUUAAAAUUGAGGGGAAAUAUGCAGACGGUGAAAUUUGCCACUAUUUUUGUAGUAGGGGGAAUUAUAACGAUAUUCAAGAUGGUUUUGUA